AUGACUGAACUAGAUGUCAGAUUGUCUGCGGCCACUGCUCAGGACACGGGUUCUUUCAGGCUUUUGGAGCUUCCUCCAGAGCUGUGCCAAAUAAUUGAAUCUGCCUCUGAGAAAACUGCUAGCCUCUUCAUCAAAGGGCACCCCACUGAGGAUGCGGUACUAUGUACAUUAGAAAGGACAUAUGCUGUCCGUUCCGUCGUGCUGUCCAAUACUGUGCUAGUUGUGACACCCUCCAGAUCGGAUCCAGAUGGGACCGUGCACAUCCGAGAUCAAUUGCAUGAAAUCUUGGAGCUGGUGCCUAUGGUACCGAAACUGCACAAGCUUUCUAUUUUGCUGAGGGGCAUGGAAUAUGAUGAAGGAGAUGAAGAUAGGCAGGUGGGCCAGCAUGCAGUGCAACCAUGCCAAAAUACAGCUAUGAGCAGGCUCGUAACGAAAUACAGGCCUAGCGAUGCUGAGUUUUUCCGCGGUUUGAAAGAGAGACGCAUUCUCGUCCUUGAAGGGCAGCUACGGCCUAUAGCUCCAGCGCAUCUUAGCACUAUUCUCGAACUGCUGUUGAACUACUUGAUAUCCUUGUCCCUCUCACACCAAGCUGCUGCGGUCGAGGAGCUAGUGUCUGUACUUGCUGAUGAACAUGAAAUACCCCGCGCAGUAUCGAACCAAGUCAUCUCCUGGUUUGGGGAUGUACACGAAGGCCUGUGGAAAAUGGACGCAGAUGCGGUGAUCAGAGAGCUUGGAGUAGGAAUUCUCCGCCAUCAUAGGCAUAACCCUAUUUCUGAGAACGAAUUUCUCAAGAAAUGGAAAAACGUGGUAGGGGACACUUUCGAGUCUUCUGUGAAGCUAUCCCUUCUUUCGGAAGCAACCUUGACCUACUUUCCAUCUUCCGCAUUGCCGAUUGACCCAGCCGCAAGAUUCGUCGAGCUAUUUCUGACUCGCCAACGAUGGAAACAUGAGGAGAUCGAGCAUUUCUUACUUGACAUUGCCGUUAACUCCAAGGAAAGAGACAAACUACUGCUCAAACAUGCCAGAGCUCUGACUAAUAGCGAGGGAGUAUGGUACACUGCGAGAGUAAGCUACAACAACUGA
Suillus bovinus is the source of this 1083-nucleotide messenger RNA. RefSeq names its product sister chromatid cohesion protein Dcc1. Gene Ontology annotation, biological process: mitotic sister chromatid cohesion; maintenance of mitotic sister chromatid cohesion. Gene Ontology annotation, cellular component: chromosome, centromeric region; chromatin; nucleus. The coding region runs from base 1 to 1083 and encodes 360 amino acids. NCBI's taxonomy places the organism in Eukaryota, Fungi, Basidiomycota, Agaricomycetes, Boletales, Suillaceae. The record is from RefSeq and is a predicted model, not a curated record. The transcript is spliced from 6 exons.